Messenger RNA from Solanum tuberosum (potato), 2187 nucleotides. Its product is annotated as LRR receptor-like serine/threonine-protein kinase EFR. Lineage: Eukaryota; Viridiplantae; Streptophyta; Magnoliopsida; Solanales; Solanaceae. Gene Ontology annotation, biological process: protein phosphorylation. The coding region runs from base 1 to 2187 and encodes 728 amino acids. The record is from RefSeq and is a predicted model, not a curated record. Gene Ontology annotation, molecular function: ATP binding; protein binding; protein kinase activity. The transcript is spliced from 4 exons.
AUGAAGAAGAACAUUCUCUUAUUGAUUCUUCUCUUUCUAAUUCAAAUUUCUGUAUCAUUUGCUUCCUCAAAUGAGACUGAUCAACAAGCUCUACUAGCUUUCCAAAAUCUUAUUAUUACAAGUCAUAAUCAUUUUUUGGCCAAUAAUUGGACCAAAAAUACUUCUUUUUGUUCUUGGUAUGGUGUCACUUGCACUGAAAAAAGGCAAAGGGUUGUGGCCUUGGCUCUUCCUAGUUUGCAACUUCAAGUCACAAUUUCCCCAUCUUUGGCCAAUUUGUCCUUCCUCAGUGUUCUCAAUCUCCAGAACAACAGCUUCCGCGGUGGCAUCCCUUAUGGCAUUGGCCACAUGCCUCGCUUGCGAGUCAUUGAUGUUAAAAACAAUCAGCUCAACGGAAGUAUACCAACAAGUCUAUUUCAAGUUUUCAACACCGGAGAAUUCAAGAACAAUAGCCUCACCAGUAUAAUCCCUCCUUCUGUUGGAAAUGCCACAAAAUUGAUGAACUUCGAUUUGUCUGGGAAUAGAGUCAGUGGCAACAUUCCAAAGGAGGUCGGUAAUCUGAGCCAGCUUACAGACUUGUAUUUGUACAACAAUCAAUUAACAGGUUUCAUUCCCGCAACAUUGUUUAAUAUUUCAUCACUUCUUGCCCUAUCUCUUGGAAUCAAUAGCCUUUCCGGUCCUCUCUUGCUUGAUGAAGGAAAUAUUGUCUCAAAUCUCAACUUUUUAAGUACAUAUCACAACCAAAUUUCUGGUUGCAUUCCUUCCAACAUAUGCCAACUCACAGAGCUCAAUUUUUUGUCAAUAUCUAUCAACAACAUAACUGGAGAUAUAACUAGAAAUAUUGGUUGUUUAUCCAAACUCGAAAGGUUUUAUAUUGGUGAAAAUCCAAUGGAAGGGACUGUUCCCACUUCAUUGGGAAAUAUUUCUACUCUGCAAUAUCUUGAUUGUGUCGACAAUUGGUUGAAGGGGAAAAUUCCUCAAGAAUUAGGGAAGCUAUCAAAUUUGGGGGAAUUAAGCAUUGCCAAUAAUUCUAAUCUUAUUGGUCAAAUUCCAGAGGCUAUGUUCAACAUAACCUCUCGGGGAGAAUUCCAACCACUACAGGGACGUAUUCCAGAGGCGGUAUGCCAUCUAUCUAAUUUGGUUCAAUUAUAUCUGUAUGGUAAUGAGCUCUCUGGGUUAAUUCCAGAAUGCUUAGGAAAUCUUAGCAUGCUUCAACAGCUUUCUUUGAAUUCUAACAAAUUAUCUUCAAACUUUCCGUUGAGCCUUUGGAAGAUGAGUAGUCUUCUCUAUCUAAGUGUGUCACAGAAUUCAAUAGAGGGAGAAGUUCCAUCAGCUAUUGGAGGACUGCAAGCCAUUGUAGAACUACAUCUUUUCAGUAACCACUUUUCAGGCGUGAUACCAACCAGAUUAGGGGAACUCCAAAACCUGCAGUAUAUUGACCUAUCAAACAAUUCAUUUUUUGGCCAAAUUCCAUUAUCCUUUGCCAACUUGAUAAACUUAGAAUUCUUAGAUCUGUCUUUAAAUGCGUUGUCGGGUACUAUUCCUAAGUCAUUGGAAAAACUCUCCUAUCUUAUAAGCAUUAAUGUUUCAUUUAAUGAUUUAGAAGGUGAAAUACCGAGUGGUGGCGUGUUUGCAAAUUCCACUCUGCAAUCAUUUCUCGGGAACAAAGGUCUAUGCAAAAUGCACAUAUUGGAGAUUCCUGAUUGUGUUAUCACUAAUCCUGGAAAACAAUCAAAGCUUAAGGAGGUUGUGCUAAAAAUUGUUACUCCAGUGGUUACUUCAUCCUUUCUGAUAUUCUUAUUCGUUUCAAUUUGGACAAUGAAACGAAAAAAGAAAGGGAAGUCCAAAGAUGUGGAGAAGGUACCGGAGAUCGGGACUCAUCAAUUAGUUUCUUAUCAUGAGAUUCGAGGAGCAACAAAUAAUUUUGAUGAAUCCAAUUUAAUUGGUGAGGGAAGCUCUGGCUCUGUGUACAAAGGCGCAUUGUUUGGUGGAACUGCAGUGGCCAUUAAGGUUCUGGAUUUGGAAAAUGAGCAAGUAUGCAAGAGGUUUGAUACCGAAUGCGAAGUGAUGAGAAAUGUUAGACACGGAAAUCUUGUUCCAGUGAUUACUACAUGUUCUAUUGACUAUAUAAGAGCCUUUGUUCUGCAAUUUAUGCCCAAUGGAAGUCUUGACAAUUGCUAUGGCAGUUGA